Dreissena polymorpha is the source of this 2896-nucleotide messenger RNA. RefSeq names its product cysteine and histidine-rich domain-containing protein 1-like. The record is from RefSeq and is a predicted model, not a curated record. NCBI's taxonomy places the organism in Eukaryota, Metazoa, Mollusca, Bivalvia, Myida, Dreissenidae. Bases 102 to 1085 code for a protein of 327 amino acids. The transcript has 9 exons.
AAUACAAGUGAGUUUGUGAAAGGUCGCACCGCUUGUGUGCUUGGUGGAAUUUUCUGGAAAACUGUUUUCACAUGUUUGUACCCGUUUGUACAUUAUUUUAAAUGGAGCUGUUAAUUUGUUACAACAAGGGUUGUGGAUCUAAAUACGACCCUUUGAAUAAUUCCGAUGAUGCCUGCCUGUAUCAUCCUGGGGGACCAGUGUUCCAUGAUGCUCUCAAAGGCUGGUCUUGCUGCAAGAAGAGAAGUACAGACUUCACAGAGUUUCUCAACUUCCCGGGCUGUACCAGAGGUGCCCACAGCGAUGUGAAGCCUCCUGAACCAGAGAAGCCAGCAAAACCUGCCAUUGAUAUACCAGACACACCGAUGGAAGAUGAUGCCCCGCGGAUGAUGAAGCAGAAGGUGGAGGUGGGUGAGGUGGAGCGGCCCCCAGUGGACGAGCCUCUCUCACGCCUCCGGGUCACCGUGACCCCCUCCCUGGAGAAGGCCCUCGAGAAGGCACUCCAGAGUAUGAACAUCACCUCUACUGAGUCAGGGAUCUCCAACGGUGACAGCAAUCAAUUGAAGAUCGGUACACCAUGUACAAAUACUGGCUGCAAAGGGACAUACCAGUCUGCUGUGAGCAAUGAAGAGACCUGCAACUACCAUCCUGGACAGGCCAUCUUCCAUGAAGGCAUGAAGUACUGGUCCUGUUGCCAAAGGAAGACAUCUGACUUUACCAUCUUCCUGGAUCAGGAGGGCUGUCAGCAGGGACAACAUGUCUGGACCAAGAAGGAGAUGACAGACACACAAAAGAGCUGCCGUCUUGACUGGUUUCAGACUGGACCAAACACAAACAUCUCUGUGUUUGCCAAGCUAGCUGUACCAGACCGUACAUAUGUAGAGGUCAACCGCAUUGUCUGCAACAUACACAUUGUCUUUGAUGGAGGCAAAAGUGUUUUUAAGCAAUCCAUUAUACUAAGAAAUGCUAUUGUUCCUAAUCAAAGUGAGGUGCGGUUGCUGGGAACCAAGGUGGAAGUGAUACUGAGGAAAGCCGAGGCGUUCAGCUGGCCCUCCCUAGAGUACAGGGAACCAGCCAACCUCAGCUGACCACGGUCUGGCCCUCCCUCGAGUACAGAGAACCAGCCAACACCAGCAAACCAGGGAGAGGAAUAUGGGGUGGGAUGUGGGGUAUUGUGAUCAAACAGUCUAACACAAAUUCCUUGUCUCAUAUUUAUAUUCCAUUAUUUUACCUAUAACAUGUGCAUCAAAGAAGACAAAAUGUGUUUGAAUAGUGUUUUGACUACUGCUUUUGUCAGGCAUGGUUUUCUUUGUAGAUCAUUGAUAUUGACAUGAUCAAUAGCUAUACAUUUGUUAUAUCAAAACUGAAACACAUCAGUCUGUUUUAAAACUGAUGUUUGUUAAAUUUCUAUGUUACUUCACGAUUUAAGUUGUACAUGCAUGUUUGCCUUUUGACCAGUUUGUGUUCUUGUGUAAGAAUCAUCACCAUUAACCAUUUCCAUAUCAUGUGUUAUGUAUGUGUUGCAAUGAUAUUGAUGUGUUAAAACAUUAUGUGAUAUUUUACAUUGUGUACUCCUCUGUAAUUUCCCAUGUUUUGCAGUACUUGCUUUUCUACUGUAUAGUUUAACGGAGGCAUAUUGUUUUCGAACUGUCUGUCAGUAUGUCAGCAAUUUUUGCUUUCUAACACAACCAGGAAGGAAUCAAUCUAAUUUUGGAGUUAUGGUCCUUGGAGUUUUUAAAAUAUGGCUCUUUAAUAAUAAACCCUUUCUAACUCACCAUGUUUUCAACUGAUUGUUUCCCAAUUUUUGAAAACCAUCAUUAAGAGAUGUGUAACACCCGUGACCUUACCUCAAAGGUCAAGGUCAGGCUUUGAGUUCAAAUGUCCAAAUUGGGCAGAAAACAGUUUGUCCGGGCUUUAACUUUGCCAUCUAUUAUGCUAUUGAAAAAAAACAAAUCCUGUGACCACUAUAUAGAGAAAUGAAAGAUCUAAUUUUGCCAUACAUCAGCUUGUGCGGUUUGUAACUUUUAUCAUGCAGUUUUACAAAAGCUUAUGUAUAGCAUGUAUCACGUAUCUCAAAAUUGCAUAUCAAAACUCAGGCAAAUUGUAUGCUUGGGCACUUGCAAGACAAAAGGCUUUACAAAAAUGCGGAAUCCUAAAGGAGAUGAAAAAAACUGUACAUACAACAGGUCUUAAAAAGCUUGUGAAACUCCUGACUGAAUAUAGCAGUGUGUGAACAUUUGAAACAAAUCAAAGAAUGCCAUGUUAACCUCUUAACACAAUAAAAUAGAGUUUAAUGUAAACAUCAAAUACUAUUACAUUUUUUUUAUUCGGAAAAAAAACGUUAAAAAAAUGCUUGUAUAUUGCUUUACACGUCUGUCAGUAAGUCUGUAGUUACCUGAUCGGUCUGUUGGUCUGUAGACUUAGUUUCUGCGCCAUAUCAAAUGAACCCUUGGAUCUAUAACCCUGAAUAUUGGUUUCAUGGUUACUUGGGAGGGAAGGAUUUUCAGGUCAAAGGUCAGGGUCACAUGGGCUUGUAACAAGGGAUAUUUUUCGGAAAGUUUUUAUCCGAAAUGUUGUUUAUUCAAAGAUGGUGAUCAAUUUAUGAUCAUAUAAGUUUAUAUUUAAGUGAUUUAAUCAUAUUAAUUGCUAUGAUGGUCAGAAGGAUACAAAUACGCCUGUUUAUUGUAAGGUUAACAGGUGUAAGAUCAAUGUAUAGAUAAGUAUGCUGGUUAGUCUUGAGGAAAGAUGACCUGGAAGAAUUUACAGAUCAAGAUGUCAAGUCAAGGUCACAAAAUAAUUUCGCUGCAAGACAGGGGAGGGCAUAUAUUUUGCAAAAAUCUCCUGUUUACCCAUUUUAAUUUGUCUGUAUGUGUGCCAUAAAUAAAGAACAUAAUAUUUA